Molecule: messenger RNA, 1248 nt
Organism: Musca vetustissima
Lineage: Eukaryota; Metazoa; Arthropoda; Insecta; Diptera; Muscidae
Product: zinc finger protein 660-like
Exons: 2
Coding region: 1-1248 (415 amino acids)
Biological process (GO): regulation of transcription by RNA polymerase II
Cellular component (GO): nucleus
Molecular function (GO): RNA polymerase II transcription regulatory region sequence-specific DNA binding; DNA-binding transcription factor activity, RNA polymerase II-specific
Source: RefSeq, a predicted model, not a curated record
AUGUUAAAAAAUUGUUUUCUACCCGUGAAUUACAAUAAACCAACAAAAAUUUGUGGUGAAAUAGUAUAUCAAAGCUUUGACGAAUUCAUAUUUACAUGUAAAUUGUGUAAAAUUAAAAUAUUUGAUUAUUUCGAUUUUGUACAACAUCUGAAAGAUGCCCAUGAAAGUGAGUUGCUGGGAGAGGUCAGCAAGAGCAAUAAUGACCAAUCAACCCAAUCAUCGUCAUUAUUUAAAAACGAACCUGUGGAGGAAAUUGAAGAAAUACACUAUAUUUUAAAACGUAGUGCGAGUGUUUCUUCAAACAAUGACCAGCAGGUAGGCAUAUCAACAAUGGAUUAUCCUGAUGAAGAUCCAUUUAACGAUGAUGGCAAUGAUUGUAAUAAUGAUAAUGAGGAUGAUGAAGGAGGCAAGCAGGAAGACAACGACAGAGAUUCUAUGGAUACAGAUGAUGCAGAAGAAAACGAAGCUAAAAGUAUAUUAAGAUCUGAACGUAAGCCCAAAGAAUUCACCUGUGACACUUGUGAAAAGAAUUUUACCAGCAAACGUAAUCUGAAUUUGCACAUAAAAAUGUCACACCUAAGAGAUAGGCCCUACAAAUGUGAUUACUGUGACAAAUCGUUUUUCGACAACACUACUUUGCAGAAUCAUAUUGCCCAACAUACCGGCUAUGCUUGCCCGACAUGCCAUAAAUCUUUCACGACUAAACGUAAUUUAAAACGCCACUCCUUUACGCACAUCGAAACCAAGGAAUUCGUAUGUCCAGUGGAAAAUUGUGGUAAAGCUUUUUCUAGUCAGAUUUUUCUCAAAGAGCACGAACGUACACACAAAACCGAUGUACUUAUAUGCGAGGAAUGCGGAUAUAAAUGUCGCAAAAGGGCAUAUUUGAUUGUACAUAAACGCAAUCAUACUGGCGAGAAACCGUUUGCUUGUGAAUUAUGUGAUCGUCGGUUUGGGUCGAAACCCCUGCUGAAUGAACACAUUGCCACGCAUGACGCGGGUCGAAAUCAUAUCUGUGAUGUUUGUGGAAAAGGUUUUAACCGACCGAAGGCCCUAUAUCAUCAUAAACAUUUGCAUUUGGGUAUCAAGAAGUACGUGUGUAAAAUAUGUAAUCAAGCCUAUGCCCAGGCGGCAGGUUUGUCGGCCCACAUGCGGAAACAUCGUGAAGAAUCGGGUAUAUUUUCGAAUGAGAUCUCUACACAUUUAAAUUGUUUUCCCGGGUUCAACAAAAGAGAAGAAUAUAUUUUCUGA